Nematostella vectensis (starlet sea anemone) is the source of this 585-nucleotide messenger RNA. RefSeq names its product metacaspase-1-like. The record is from RefSeq and is a predicted model, not a curated record. The transcript is spliced from 4 exons. The coding region runs from base 1 to 585 and encodes 194 amino acids. Lineage: Eukaryota; Metazoa; Cnidaria; Anthozoa; Actiniaria; Edwardsiidae.
AUGACAAACCCCAAUUGUAGUCCACCUAUUGGUAGGUGUGACGGCGCAUGGGGUUCACCUAUUGGCAGGUGUGACGGCGCAUGGGGUCCACCUAUUGGCAGGUGUGACGGCGCAUGGGGUCCACCUAUUGGCAGGUGUGACGGCGCAUGGGGUCCACCUAUUGGCAGGUGUGGAGGCACAUGGGGUCCACCUAUUGGCAUGUGUGACGGCGCAUGGGGUCCACCUAUUGGCAGGUGUGGCGGCGCAUGGAGUCCGCCUAUUGGCAGGUGUGACGGCGCAUGGAGUCCACCUAUUGGCAGGUGUGACGGCGCAUGGGGUCCACCUAUUGGCAGGUGUGACGGCGCAUGGGGUCCACCUAUUGGCAGGUGUGACGGCGCAUGGAGUCCACCUAUUGGCAGGUGUGACGGCGCAUGGGGUCCACCUAUUGGCAGGUGUGACGGCGCAUGGAGUCCACCUAUUGGCAGGUGUGACGGCGCAUGGGGUCCACCUAUUGGCAGGUGUGACGGCGCAUGGGGUCCACCUAUUGGCAGGUGUGACGGCGCAUGGGGUUCACCUAUUGGCAGGUGUGACAGUGCAUGGGGUUAA